AUUUUUCUUGUCGACCAAAAAGUUGGGAUUCGUCCUGCUGGUGGUACGACCUGGUUUGUCUCAAAACGGAAGAUUGCAAUCGGUGAGGAAUACGUGUAACGAUGCUGGGUGCGCCAGCACGCGCUGCCCCGCCAAGCAAGACUCCUCUUGGAAGCCCUGUCCGAAUGCUUCUUCAGUUCGGUGUUUCUUAAGCCGUCUCUGAGGAGAAUUUAGGGCACCCCGCGAGGACUUGACGCACCAGAUCCAUGGAAGGCGGUGCGAGGGACGGCGAAAGCCUGCAGCUUCCGAGCAAUCUCAGCCGUUCCACAACGGCCGAGCAAGAAAAAAGAGACGGCGACGGGAAAGAAAGCGGAACUAGGCGCUUCAACAUACUACUCUGUAACUUGGUCUCAGCCAGCAGGGAGAAGGCUGCAGAAAGGAAGGAGGAUGGGGAAAAAUGUGAAGAAGAAAUUGAGCACUGCUGUAAAGUGGAAGCGGCGGAAACUGGUGGUGGUGGUGGUGGGUUUAUGAAAGAAGCAGCUAAUGAAGAAGGGAAAGUUCAAGAUUUAGGAUCUGAAAUCAGUAAUAGUAUCGGUGGUGAUGGAGAAAAAGAGAAGGGUACUGAGGGGGGAAAUGAACAAAUGGACACAGAAGAAGAGAAGGGUAGUGGAGGAAGAGGAGGCAUCAUCAGCAGCAUUAUGUCUCGCUUGUCCAAAUCCCUUACUUCAGGUGCUGAAUUGGGUAGUGAGGAGGAAACCAUCUUGCUUCAUGCCCUUUUUCGUGACUAGGUGAAGUAUCACCUCUUGACCUAAGAAGCUGGUGAGGCAACGUUUCCCAGCCACUUUGAUCAUUUUGCUUUGGAAGAUCUUCGGCUCAGUUUGGAUGUGCUACUCCUGUUGUAUAUAGUAGGCCUGUAUCAAUGAAAUAAAAAUGACCUGUUUGUUUUUUGUCAUUACGAUGCAUACACUUGGUGUAUAAUAUGUAAAUUAGUUCACUUCUGUUGUAUAUAGUAGGCUUGUAUCAAUGGAAUAAAAAAAAAAACCUUUUUUU
Messenger RNA from Malania oleifera, 1029 nucleotides. RefSeq lists its product as uncharacterized. The transcript has 3 exons. NCBI's taxonomy places the organism in Eukaryota, Viridiplantae, Streptophyta, Magnoliopsida, Santalales, Ximeniaceae. The record is from RefSeq and is a predicted model, not a curated record. Bases 246 to 767 code for a protein of 173 amino acids.